Sphenostylis stenocarpa is the source of this 684-nucleotide messenger RNA. NCBI's taxonomy places the organism in Eukaryota, Viridiplantae, Streptophyta, Magnoliopsida, Fabales, Fabaceae. The record is from the annotation of a GenBank genome assembly.
AUGAGAGAAGAAGCCAUAUUGGUUCGACUUAACAUGAACAUUCGCAUAGACACGCUCACACAACCAAAAUCGUUGAAGAAAGAAGAAGUGGCGGUGGAAAUGAAAGUGACUUGGAACAACAACAAGAAGAAGAAACGUUGUUUGCCCACGUUGUCUCAUUUCACUGACCUUCCUUUUGAGCAUCACGACCAUCGCCAUCCACAAGAUGGCGAGCGUGUUCCUGAUCCCGACCAAUCUCAUGCCGCACAAUUGGCGAAUGAAUUUCAAGCUCAAGGAGACAAGCUCGCUAUGGAUGGGAAGUACAGCGAAGCACUGAGUAAAUGGGAAACUGCUAUUGCGUUGACACCUGAUGUUCCAAUCUUGCAUGAACAAAAGGCUCAAGUUUUACUUGAAAUUGGAGACACUUGGAAUGCUUUAAAGGCUGCAACUCGAGCGACUGAAUUGGACCCGUCAUGGGCUGAGGCAUGGGUCACACUUGGCAGAACACAACUGAAUUUUGGUGAGCCUGAUAAUGCUAUUGAAAGCUUUGACCGAGCUUUAGCUCUCAAGCCUGAUUAUGAGGAAGCUAAAGAUGAUAGGAAAACUGCAUUACAUCUUGUAAAGAAGAGAAAACAACUUCAUUCAUCUGGCCUGAGUGCCACUCAAAAUCGUUACGUGGUGGGUGAAAAGGAUGAAAGCCAGUGA